UUCCCCUUGCGUCCAGUAACUUCUGUCUCUCCUCGGCUUCCAUCGACAUCGUGGAUUUCAAUGACAUUCACGUUUUGCGCUAAAUUCACAAGUUUCUAUGUUGAAAAACAUGUCAUUAAGCUCUAUAUUCAGGAAUCUCACUAUAAAUGUGUGCAAGGUCAGUAGACAGACUUUGCACACAGGAUGUCCUCUUCUGGCCACUGACAAGAACCUCCUGGUCAAGCUGAGAAAAAGCACGGGCUACACUUUCAUUAACUGCAAGAAAGCGCUUGAGAAGUUCGACAACGACAUAGCCCAGGCAGAGGCAUGGUUACAUGAGGAGGCCAAGAAGGAAGGCUGGAGCAAAGCAAACAAGCUGGAGGGUCGCAAAGCCAAAGAGGGUCUCAUUGGUCUCCUUCUAGGAGAUAAAGUAGCUGUCAUGGUGGAGGUCAACUGCGAGACAGAUUUUGUCGCCCGGAAUGAGAAGUUUCAGCAGCUGGUUAAAGACGUCGCCUUCGCCACUUUGGCUCACCACCAAAGUAAAAGUCAAAGUCGGACAGGAUACAUCAAGAGUCUCCUGACAUCCGAUGAGCUGGGCAAACUGAGUGUGUCUGAUGGAGCCACCCUGGCUGAUCAGGUGGCUUUAAGCAUUGGUCGCCUGGGUGAGAACAUGUCAGUGAGGCGGGCAGUCACAGUAAGCGUCCCCGCCGACUGGAACAUUGGCUCGUAUGUUCAUGGUGGCAUAGCAGGCCAGACUGAGGUGUCAAUGGGACGCUACGGUUCUCUGGUUGUGUUCCAAGGUGGUAAAGAAGAAAACGGGGGAAUUUUAGGACGCAAACUGGGACAGCACAUCGUGGGAGAGGCGCCCACAUCGCUUGGCAAUAUGGAUGACCUGCCAUGUGGUGAAAGUGAGACGCGCCUCUUGCCUCAGACCUUUCUGGGAGACCCCAGCAGGACUGUGGCCCAGUUUCUGAAGGGUCAAGAGGCUCGGGUUCUGGACUUUGUCAGAUUUCAUUGUGGAGAGACCAUCGGUGAAGAAGUCAAAUGAUAGAAGCAAAGAAAUAAUUUCAGUGCAUCUCGUGUCAGUAACAUAACAUAAAAAGCUUAAAAAGGCACCAUGAAAUUGUAGCCAUGUCAACAAAAAUGACUGCGCUAAUGUAAUUUUAUAUACAAUCAUUUUACCAUUUCAUAGUUAUUCCACACAAAACAAUGCAUCAGGAACUACUUUAAGUUCAGCAAUUGUGGUUGUGACAUCAGAAAUUGAUCAUGUCGAAGCUUUCUAUGGCUGUGCUAGCUAGUACAUGUUGUAUGUUUACAUGUCUGAGAAUAGAAAGCCUAUGGAUAGCAUGCUUGCAGACUGCAAACAUCUACAGCUCAUUCUGGGUGUGAAUCGUUUUAGUAGUCGGGGUAAAGGCAGCUAAGAAAGGUAGACUAAUUAGCAUCUAAUUAAGCCUGGUCACCUUUUUUGGAUGCUUGUGCCCAAAAUAUGGUUUGCUAUCAUUUUAAAGUCACUUGCUGCAGUACUUCCUCACACCUUUUUUGCACCCAGUACACCCAUAAAGACAGUCAUGACCACCAUUUUUUCUGGCUGAUGCCAUGAACUCUGUAAUGAUCUAUGUCCUUAUUGAUGCUAAUAGGUUGUGGAAGCACAUUUGAAGCUUUACAUGUACAGUGGGGCAAAUAAGUAUUUAGUCAACCACUAAUUGUGCAAGUUCUCCCACUUGAAAAUAUUAGGCCUGUAAUUGUCAACAUGGUUAAACCUCAACCAUGAGAGAAUGUGGGGGGAAAAAAAAAAAACAGAAAAUCACAUUGUUUGAUUUUUAAAGAAUUUAUUUGCAAAUCAUGGUGGAAAAUAAGUAUUGUCAAUACCGAAAGUUCAUCAAUACUUUGUUAUGUACCCUUUGUUGGCAAUAACGGAGGCCGAACGUUUUCUGUAACUUCACACACUGUUGCUGGUAUUUUGGCCCAUUCCUCCAUGCAGAUCUCUUCUAGAGCAGUGAUGUUUUGGGGCUGUCGUUGGGCAUCACAAACUCCCUCCGCAGAUUUUCUAUGGCGUUGAGACAAUAGGCCACUCCGAGACCUUGAAAUGCUUCUCACGAAGCCACUCCUUUGUUGCCCUGGCUGUGUGUUUGGGAUCAUUGUUAUGCUGAAAGACCCAGCCGCGUCUCAUCUUCAAUGCCGUUGCUGAUGGUAGAUUUUCACUCAAAAUCUCUCGAUACAUGGCCCCAUUCAUUCUUUCCUUUCCACAGAUCGGUUGUCCUGGUCACUUUGCAGAAAAACAGCCCCAAAGCAUGAUGUUUCCACCCCCAUGCUUCACAGUGGGUAUGGUGCAAUUCAGUAUUCUUUUUCCUCCAAACAAGAGAACCUGUGUUUCUUCCAAAAAGUUCUAUUUUGGUUUCAUCUGACCAUAACACAUUCUCCCAGUCCUUCUGGAUCAUCCAAAUGCUCUCUAGCAAACCGCAGACGGGCCUGGACGUGUACUUUCUUCAGCAGGGGGACACGUCUGGCAGUGCAGGAUUUGAGUCCCUGGCGGCGCAGUGUUACUGAUAGUAGCCUUUGUUACUGUGGUCCCAACUCUCUGUAGGUCAUUCACUAAGUCCCCCCGUGUGGUUCUCGUUUUUUUUGGUCCGCGUUAUCAUUUUGACGUCACAGGGUGAGGGAGUUGAAAGUCCGUGUUGCCCAACGACAGCCCCAAAACAUCACUGCUCUAGAGGAGAUCUGCAUGGAGGAAUGGGCCAAAAUACCAGCAACUGUAAAAACCUUAUGAAGAGUUACAGAAAACGUUUGGCCUACGUUACUGCCAACAAAGGGUACAUAAAGUAUUGUGAUGAACUUUUGGUAUAGACCAAAUACUUUUCCACCAUGAUUUGCAAAUAAAUUCUUUAAAAAUCAAUGUGAUUCUGUGGGAUUUUUUCGCACAUUCCGUCUGUUUGAGGUUUAGCCAUGUUGGCAAUUACAGGCCUAAUAUUUUCAAGUAGGAGAACUUGCACAAUUAGUGGUUGACUAUUUGCCCCACUAGUUUCAAAUAAGUGCCUUGACAUAAUUUACACCACUUACCUGGGCUGAGGCAAAGCAUGUGACAAUUUAAGCUUUCGAGCAAAGUCUGCAAAAUGCAUCAUGUCAUAACUCAAAAAUAGACUUGGCGGGGGAUCCAUGUCUGACCAAAUCUUUAAAUUCUUCCCAAGCAAGAGCCAGGCUGGUCAUCAAGCACCAGUUGUCUCUAGUUAUGCAUUUUUGAGUACCACUUGCUAAGUAAAAUUCAUGGCUGUUGAAAAUAUUUUAUAAAAACUGUACAUUUGAUGCUGUUGCUUUAACCUUCAGCAUGGUCAAUGUCAUUAUUUGAAAAAGUUGAUUUAAACUAGCAAGUCAAUUACCUUAUUUAAAAUCUAUUUAGGGGUUGUAGUGUACUCAUAAAUUUGCUUGUAUGCAUUAUGUAGCCUUUUUUUUCCUCAGUAAAAGCAAUCAUGCAUUCACAUUCUAGCUAGUUUAAACCUCUACCAUUUGGUGUCAUCUCGAAAAAAAAAAAAGUGUCACGUGAUCCCCAUCGUCUACUUAAGUCUUUGUUAAGCAAAUCAGGGGAAGUCACAAAACAACCCCCAGAACUGUUUGUUGACCAAUGGGUUGAAUGAUUUAUCGCCCAGUAAAUUAUAAAACGUGAGGUAUACUGUAUAUUAGUCAGAUUCUGAAAUGUGUGUGCCUCAUUCAUGAAAGCUUUUGUUUAUUGUUUGACUACACCCUGAGACUCUGUAUUUGUGUUUCCACUUAGUUUUUAUUAAAGCCUCCAGAACAGAAAAUGUGCAGCGUUGUUGGUACGAGGUCAAGAGCCAACACCAAUAUCGUACUGUAUAUGGAAGAUCGAAUAAAAAUGUUACAUUUAAAAAAUACUUCAAACGUCCCAAGGUAAAUUUGGACCCGAUUAAUGCAUUUGAAGGUUUAGUAAAAAUCUAGGAAAGCUAGAGCAAACAAAGGUUUUGAAAUAAAAAAUGCAAACAAAAGUUCAAUGUAAAAUGUUUAUUAAUAUAAAGUUUAAUUAAAUACACAUAAAAACCCAAUUUUGUAGACAAGGAUCAGCAUUGUAAGUUUUCUCCAUCACCUAGGGGGGAAAGAAAAAAAAAAAAAAACAAGCGUCAUCCAACUUCAAAAAGACAUUGAAAUUCACAUUAGAAUCAACAUGAUUGUAAUGUAGUUAAACAGGUGGUGCUGGGUAAGUGACCAAUAUCACUUAAGACAUUUUAAAAUCCAAAAUGUCACAUCGACUGUGCAUUUGCCUUAUUAGAGUACAAGAAGCAGGACAACUCAUUGCCUGAAUUGGGGUUUUAACUAGAGGGAUGUUACUUUGAAGGGUAAAACGUAAAAGAAAAUCUUAAGGGACAUGCAGUCAAAAUUGGAGCAGUGGUAAUCAAAGUGUAAAAGUAAUUAAGCGCAUUUAAGGUUGAAAAGAGUUCUGAGAUUCUCAACUGGCACCAACCUAAAAUACUGUACUUACCUUUUAAUUUGGGCUCACCACUGUAUACAUUUUCCCCAUGAUUGUUGUGCUUUCCUCCUAGUGAAUAAAAAUUGUUCCCAUUAAAGCAUGUGAGAUCAAACUUGUUCAGUUGUAACAAUGUGCUCUAGUCUACCUAAACCACAAGUGCAUGUUGGUAGGAUUUGCAAAAUAUCAAAGCACCAGGGGGAAUUGCAUGUGGCCUUCAAAACCACCAAUAAGCCAGUCAUGUCAAAAGAGCAGCAGUUUUACAGAAUUUUGAUGAAUCG
Messenger RNA from Corythoichthys intestinalis (scribbled pipefish), 4731 nucleotides. It is a transcript of the gene tsfm, whose product is annotated as Ts translation elongation factor, mitochondrial. The transcript is spliced from 6 exons. Gene Ontology annotation, cellular component: mitochondrial matrix. Lineage: Eukaryota; Metazoa; Chordata; Actinopteri; Syngnathiformes; Syngnathidae. Bases 98 to 1027 code for a protein of 309 amino acids. Gene Ontology annotation, molecular function: protein binding; translation elongation factor activity. Gene Ontology annotation, biological process: mitochondrial translational elongation. The record is from RefSeq and is a predicted model, not a curated record.